GCGGUCACAUGACUAACGCGGAAGUCAACAAACCCAGGCAGCGACAUGUAACGACCAAAAGCACCUCACUUCACUUUAGUUUCCUGUUUUUAUGUCUUCCGUUUAACGUUAGCUUCAUGUGUUUUAGAAACUACAACCUAAAUGAAACGGUGCGCCUUUCAAAGGUCAACGGCUGGACGUUACUUACCGUUGCUUAGCCAGCUUUAACGUCGGGUAGUUUAGUGAAACACUUUCAGGAUGCAGAAUGAGUCCCGUCUGUCGAGCAUUAAUGUGGUGCUUGUUAUGGCCUUUGGAAGUCUGGUAUUUGUUUUGCUGUUUAUCUUUGUGAAAAGACAAAUUAUGCGGUUUGCCAUGAAGUCCCGGAGAGGACCACAUGUCCCCAUUGGCCACAAUGCUCCUAAGGAGCUGAGACAAGAAAUUGAAGCCAAACUUUGCCAAGUCCAGAAAAUCCACUUCGAGCCUCGUCUGCUGUCCUCAGACGAUGACCGGUUAAAGCAACCUGGUUCCUAUGACUACCUGUACAGGAUGAGAGCACUGGAUGCCAUCAGAGACAUUGAUCUCCCUUUCCGUGAACUGGGAGGAACGUCCACUGCGGUGACCGGCAAAAGACUUCGGACCUGGCUUUUACAGCUGCGGAAUUCCAACUGCAUGUUACGAGACAGUGUGAGCUCCCUUGUCUACACGGUGCUGGAUGGGUACAAUAAAGCACGACACGGGGCAGAGCCUUUUGGUGAAGCAGAGUUUUUAAAGUAUCAUGAGGCUCUAACUGAACUGGCCUCCAUCGUCAAGUCUCGCAGCAGCGGCGGCUCUCCGAGCCAACACCACCAGUCUGCAGCCAAAGACCUGACCAGCACCACGGAGCCUGCAAGCUCCUCCACCUCCCCCACCCAAACCACCUACCUCACUUCAAUGCAGCAGCGCAGCAAGCGGCCCAGACACUUCCUGGAGCUGAAAAACUUCAAAGACAACUAUAACACUCUGGACAGCUAGUUCUGAAAGAAACGCCCAUCCAAAAGAAAGGUCAAGGAUAAGGUGGUGAUUAAAGUGCCUGUGAAUGUAGUUUAGAGCCAAGUGAUACAAACACUGCCUUUAUAUACUAACACUAGCCUGGUUUACAGUGAAGUGCAUAUCAGACUACUGGCACAGUGCUUUUUCACCUAAGUGUAGCUUAUGCGUAUAUCCUGUAUUAAUGCAUGUAUGAGUGCUGUGUAUGAUUGGGGAGAAAACUCACUAGAAGUAAGUAGGGUUGAUUUGACCAAAACAAAACCAGAGCUAUGGGGCUAUGCAAAAGCAUAUGACAAUCAGUAUUUAUGCACAAUGCAAAGACCUAUGCAGCAAUUAACCAACUGUAUUUAAACAUGCUGAUAUUUAAAGGUGCAAUAUGUGAGAUUUGGCCACCCGUUGUCCUAACAAAUAGUAGCAGCAUAUCAACAUAGUAAACUUUAACUGCUGUCUUCUCUUUAUACCUCCAUUACUGUAGCCACUGGUAGCUUCUUAGCUCAGUUAGCCGUGCAGCUUCGCUCACACAGUUCGUACGAGAACUUUUGGACCACUGAGAGGAUUUCAGGCGUGGGGCUAGCAGGUUAGCAUUCUAACUUCAAGAGAUAUAUCUGCACCGUAGUACAUCCACAUGUUUGACAAAAUAUCACUAAUACUGUUCUCCACGUUCAGUUGAUAACUGUAGUUAAUUUUUGAAUGUUUUUUAAGAUGACGUUUUUACAUAUCGCACUUUUAACUGUAGAGAAAACAGGUGUUGAUGGUUGCCUCACACUGAGAAAAACAACACACCGUUCAUGUCACUUAUGUUUACGUCUGUGUGUGUCUGUCAGCAUGUUUUUGAGCCUUAAACGUUUAUUUUACAGAAGCCAUACUUAAAUUAAUGAAUUUUAAUGAUUAAGUGCUCUUUUGAUUUAAUCAGUUCUUUCAGGGCAAUGUACUUUAACAGUGUUCCUGUGUAUUAAUGCAUUCUGAAUGUGAGUUAAUGCAUCAGGGGGAGUCUCUCUUGAGUUUUGUCUUUUCUGGAGGUUGACUAGCCUUCAAAUAUCUUAACUCUUUGUUUUUAUAUCAUAUUCAGGGCUCCUAAUGAGGUAAUUGUAUUGUCUGUGGUGCCUAUUGUGCAACUUGCCAUCCAAAUAAAACAGUUACAUACAGUCCAAAUGUC
Acanthopagrus latus (yellowfin seabream) is the source of this 2161-nucleotide messenger RNA. It is a transcript of the gene ltap1, whose product is annotated as chromosome 17 C1orf43 homolog. Bases 238 to 990 code for a protein of 250 amino acids. Gene Ontology annotation, biological process: phagocytosis. Lineage: Eukaryota; Metazoa; Chordata; Actinopteri; Spariformes; Sparidae. The transcript has 7 exons. The record is from RefSeq and is a predicted model, not a curated record.